Molecule: messenger RNA, 1053 nt
Organism: Punctularia strigosozonata HHB-11173 SS5
Lineage: Eukaryota; Fungi; Basidiomycota; Agaricomycetes; Corticiales; Punctulariaceae
Product: NAD(P)-binding protein
Exons: 8
Coding region: 1-1053 (350 amino acids)
Biological process (GO): methylation
Molecular function (GO): methyltransferase activity; nucleic acid binding; oxidoreductase activity, acting on the CH-OH group of donors, NAD or NADP as acceptor
Source: RefSeq, a predicted model, not a curated record
AUGCCCGCCGUCAAUCCUGGCAGUAAAGUCCUCGUGACGGGCGCGAACGGCUACGUCGCCGUCUGGAUCGUCCAGAACUUGCUCGAUCACGGCUACUCCGUCCGCGGGACCGUCCGGUCUGAGGCUAAGGCCGCUCAUCUGAAGGCUCUCUUCGCAGACAAAUACGGAGGCAAGGUCGAGUUCGUCGUCGUCGAGGACAUCACCAAGGAAGGCGCAUUCGACAAUGCUGUCCAGGGUAUCGACGCGGUUGAACACACGGCGUCGCCAUUUCACUUCAAGUCUGAUGACCCAGAUGACUUCCUGCUGCCUGCCAUCAAGGGUACGACGUCUGUCAUCGAGAGCGUCCUGAAACACGGUAAGGACGUUAAGAGGAUCGUCGUCACUUCGUCGGUCGCAGCCGUUACGGAUUUCAGCACAGGCGCGGGCCAGGUUACAUACACCGAGAAGGACUUCAACGAGGAAAGCCCGAAAGAGGUCCAGGAGAAAGGACGAGGUGCAACUCCCAUGCACAUAUAUUGCGCGUCGAAGGUUCUCGCCGAAAAAGCGGCCUGGGACUUGUACAACAAACACAAGGUGACUGUCGGUUGGGAUCUCGUCGUCCUCAACCCGCCAUAUGUUCUUGGACCUGUCAUACAUGAGGUCUCGUCACCCUCCGCGCUGAACACCUCCAUGCUGGAGUGGUACAAUGCCGUGGUAAAGGGCACGAAGGAUGCCGACGCGCUCCUGCAGGGACACUGGUCCUGGAUCGACGUGCGGGACCUCGCCGACGCUCACCGGCUUGCGAUUGAGAAGGACGCCUCAGGCGGAGAGCGUUUCCUCGUAACAGCGAGUCCUUUCAAAUGGCAAGACUUCGUUGACGCCGCAAAUGCUAUCACACCAUCGAUCUACGACAAUCUGCCGAAGGGCCGACCUGGAGCAGGAAAGGGUCUGGAAGUGGAGCACCUGAUUCGAUAUGACACGUCGAAGGCUGGUCGUAUCUUGGGAAUCAAGUACACAGGCAUGGAAGAUUGCACUAGGGAUACGCUCGAGAACUUGAAGGCCAAGGGUUGGUGA